Molecule: messenger RNA, 1587 nt
Organism: Penicillium expansum
Lineage: Eukaryota; Fungi; Ascomycota; Eurotiomycetes; Eurotiales; Aspergillaceae
Product: MFS transporter
Exons: 5
Coding region: 1-1587 (528 amino acids)
Biological process (GO): transmembrane transport
Molecular function (GO): transmembrane transporter activity
Source: RefSeq, a predicted model, not a curated record
AUGGAUGCUCAACACUCCUCCAACCCUGUUGUCCCAACGGGUACAGCGGACAAGGACAAACACCUGGCGAACUCGUUGCUGGAGUACAGAUCGAUUCGAGAUGGAGACCAAGAUAUCUUGCAGGGAGAGAAUGUGGAUGAGGCUCUUGCCGCCAAAAUGGCUCUUAUCAAUGAUGCCAUUGAUGAAAUUGGUUUCACACCUCACCACUGGAAACUGUUUUGCCUGAACGGAUUCGGAUAUGCAGUUGACUCGCUCAUCCUUUUGAUUCAGUCGAUUAUCUCGACCCAGGCCAGGUUGGAGUUCAACCCAUCAUAUUCCACCGGACUCACUAUCGCGGUUUAUGUCGGCAUGUUGGUGGGUGCAAUUUUCUGGGGCUUUUCGGCCGACAUUAUUGGCCGGCGAUUUGCCUUUAACUUCUCCCUGUUUAUUUCAUCGGUAUUCACUAUCGUCGCGGGGGCUUCUCCCUCUUGGGUAACCCUAGGUUUGUUUGUCUGCUUAAGUGCCUUUGGCGCUGGGGGAAACCUAGUUUUAGAUACCACGGUCUUCCUUGAAUACCUUCCCGGCAAGGAACAGUGGUUGUUGACACUCAUGGCGGCAUGGUGGGGCUUGGGCCAGCUCGUCGCAGGUUUGUUUGCUUGGGCCUUUCUUCCCAACUUCUCCUGUAGCGAUGCAGCCACAUGUACUCGUGAAAACAACCAAGGAUGGCGUUAUGUGUGGUACACAUCCGGCGCCUUGGUGUUUGUUCUCUCCAUCCUCCGUGUGACCAUCAUCCGCCUUGAAGAAACGCCGAAGUUCCUCAUUUCUGAGGGCAAAGACGAACAAGCAGUACACGUUUUACGCAAUAUCGCCGAUCGACACAAUCGCCCAUGCAGCCUCACCAUCGAGAAGCUUGAGGCAUGCGGACAAAUUGCUCUUCGCGGGACUCCAGGUUCUAGUUGGUUUAUGCGGCUUAUCUCCCCAAGCGAAGUGUUCUUCCAUCUCCGUGGACUCUUCGCAACUCGAAAAAUGGCCCUGUCGACGACUCUGGUCUGGUUCUCAUGGCUACUCAUCGGUCUCGCAUAUCCGCUUUACAAUGUGUUCCUUCCCAUCUAUCUUACGUCGCGUGGCGCAAGCUUUGGGGAGAGUAGUCCAUAUAUCACCUGGCGGAACUACGCUAUCAACAACACCUGCGCUAUCUUUGGUCCCGUAUUAGCGGGAUUCAUGUGUCACUCACCCUGGUUCUGGGGCCGUCGAGGAACCAUGAUUAUCGGAGCUGUGGUCACUAUGGUUUUCUUUUUCUGCUAUACCCAAGUGCGCACUGCGAACCAGAAUGUUGGCUUUACGUGUGCUAUCUCUUUUUGCUUGAAUAUUUACUACGGUACCCUCUAUGCUUACACCCCCGAGGUCUUCCCCUCCGCCCAUCGGGGCACAGGAAAUGGUGUUGCUAUUGGGCUCAAUCGGAUCAUGGGAAUCGUCAGUGCCGUUGUCGGCCAGGCCGCAAAUACCAGCACGGCCGUGCCGAUUUACAUAUGCGCAGCCCUUUACAUUGUGAUGGCGAUUAUUGCCGGGGCCUUGCCAUUUGAACCAUAUGGCCGACGAAGCAGCUAA